UGAGGACAUGGGAAGUUGAAAAUCCAAAGAAGCAAAGAAGUGUAUUUAAACCACGAACGAUGCAGGGUAAAAAAGUAAUUCCCACCACAUGCACAUAUAGUAGAGAUGGAAACCUCAUAGCAGCUGCCUGCCAGAAUGGAAGCAUACAGAUCUGGGACCGAAAUUUAACUGUUCAUCCUAAAUUCCACUAUAAACAGGCUCACGACCCGGGCACAGACACUUCUUGUGUGACUUUCUCCUAUGACGGAAAUGUCCUUGCCUCUCGUGGAGGUGAUGAUACAUUAAAGUUAUGGGACAUCCGACAGUUUAAUAAGCCACUUUUUUCAGCCUCGGAUCUUCCCACCAUGUUCCCAAUGACUGACUGCUGUUUCAGUCCAGAUGAUAAGCUCAUAGUUACCGGUACAUCUGUUCAAAGGGGAUGUGGCAGUGGCAAACUUGUUUUCUUUGAGCGCAAAACUUUCCAAAGGGUAUAUGAAAUAGACAUCACAGAUGCGAGUGUGGUCCGCUGCCUGUGGCAUCCAAAGCUGAACCAGAUCAUGGUGGGAACUGGAAAUGGACUGGCUAAAGUCUAUUACGACCCCAACAAAAGUCAGAGGGGAGCAAAAUUAUGCGUGGUUAAAACCCAGCGGAAGGCGAAGCAAGCUGAGACUCUCACCCAGGACUACAUCAUCACCCGAUACCUGUGA
Messenger RNA from Hipposideros armiger (great roundleaf bat), 686 nucleotides. RefSeq names its product WD repeat-containing protein 70. Gene Ontology annotation, cellular component: site of double-strand break; nucleus. The record is from RefSeq and is a predicted model, not a curated record. Gene Ontology annotation, molecular function: protein binding. The coding region runs from base 60 to 686 and encodes 208 amino acids. Lineage: Eukaryota; Metazoa; Chordata; Mammalia; Chiroptera; Hipposideridae. The transcript has 7 exons.